AUGCCAGACCUCACUGCCGCCGAGCUCAGCAUUCCGGCCGAGCAGCACCCCGAUCCCGCAAAGCCACUGGUGAUACCCGUCGACUCAACAGUGGUAGGCUCUACCCUGCGCUUCAUUCCGUGGUCUGUGGUGGGCAAUCCGGCCUUCCUCAAUCUGCCCCCUCCUCCUCCAGGGAUGCAACCGUCGUGGGUCCAGAUUCCGCAGUGGGUCGCCAUCAGUGCGCUUCUCCCGUUCAGUGAGCCCGAGCCCGCUGUGGCCACCUACUUUGACAGGCUCAGCGUCUUGCGGCUGGCCGUAUUGGCCGCGGCUUGGCGCCGCAUCCUCGGUGCCUUGUCCGACCUCGGCGUGUUCGGCACGGUGCACGUGGAUGAGGAUACGUUCCGUACGGUGUGCGUCCAGGCUCUGCACUCCCGCCAAAUCCCGGUGCCCGAGCUCUAUCUGCAGUGGGGCGAUUUGGGGUACUCUGAGGCGAUCGUGCCCUUGGGACCAGUGCCAUCUGCAGAAGCAAAGGCCGUCGACUUCUUGCAGUACGCGACAGUCGGGGCUCUCUGCGACCCUGCGGCCGACGUCCCAUUCGCAGCCCUGUCUGACAUGACCCGCUGCUUGGGGCCCGUCUUCACGGCGGCAGCGCGCGUCGAUCCCAUGGGGAGCACCGUCGUGGGGGCUGCAUCGCUCGCCGCCGCCGCUGGUCACAUCACUCCGCGAGCGAGCGAUGGGCAUCCCGCCCUGCUCGCUCGGCAUGUGCUCAGCAUGCUGAAGACUACCCGCUCGAGUUUCCCGGCCUGCCUGAGGACCAACUCUUUUCAGAACUACUCUGCGGAGGUUGAGACUCGCGCCGAGUAUGUGGGCGGGACCACCGUGGCGCGCGACCGAGUAGCCGAGCAGCGAUGCUCGCGCGCCAUUGCAGCCAAGGCGCCGACGCUAGACUCCCUGCUCCGUGCGCUGCCUCGGCCAACACCCCCGUCGGUCGUUUAUGAGGCCUACCGGCAGCUCGUCUCGCUCUACUUUCCGACGGACCGGCGCCCUAUGGACCUACUCCUGACUGAUCUGGAUGCUCAGCUUCACGCGCGGCUACCCACCUACCAACACGCGCUGACCAACGGCAAGCCGUUCGCUUCGAUUCUGGCGGGGUUGCGCAAGCUUCACGAAUCGCUCGAGCCCUCGAGGAAGGCGCCAGUCGUGACUUCGACAGGCGACUCCGAGGACUCGGCGUUGGGCAAGUUCGACCGCGUGCCGGCUGGCCUUCCGGACAACUCACUCCGAGAGGCCAUCCACAGCGCCCCCUUCCAGGACGCGGUCCGCAAGAUUGGCAGCAUCGACCUCUCCACCCCGAAUGGCCCGGCCUCCUACACCGACCCGCGUGGCUUUGUUCCGGUGAGCAUCGGCGCGCACUACAUCGGCGACUAG
Messenger RNA from Emiliania huxleyi CCMP1516, 1407 nucleotides. RefSeq lists its product as hypothetical. The transcript has a single exon. Lineage: Eukaryota; Haptophyta; Isochrysidales; Noelaerhabdaceae. The coding region runs from base 1 to 1407 and encodes 468 amino acids. The record is from RefSeq and is a predicted model, not a curated record.